Molecule: messenger RNA, 3606 nt
Organism: Prorocentrum cordatum
Lineage: Eukaryota; Dinophyceae; Prorocentrales; Prorocentraceae
Source: the annotation of a GenBank genome assembly
AGCCGCUUGGGCUUAAGACCUCGGCUGGUGCAGCUGCCUCCUGCCGGCAUGGCUGGAGUGUGGCGCGUCGUUCACAAGCCCCGGGUCGCCGUCCGCAUGGAGCCCCGCGCCUCCGCCGAGGUCGCUGGCUCGGUCCGCUUCGGCCAGGUCCUGAGGCCGGUCGAGGCGGAAGGCCCAUGGGUCCGCUUGCUGGGCGACGAGGCGGAGGGCGUGCCGAGGGGCUGGGUGCUCAGCGACGGCUCCUCCGUGGGCCUGGGUCCUCUCCUCGAGCGGAUCGACAGCCGGGCGUUGCGCCUGGCGGCGCGCAGCCCGCUGGACGGGUCGGUGCUGUGCGAGCUGGAGCUGCGCGCCGACGCCCCUCCUCCGAUCGUCAUGGUCGUGUGCCAGAGGGUCGCGGAGGCGUCGGGCCUCAGGCCAGACGCGAUGCUCGCCACGCGGAGCGCCCAGGCGGGCAGGACGGAGCGGCCCGAGCCCUCCGAGGUCCUCCCGCCCGGCGCGCGGCUCUGCGAUCUCGGCCUGGAGGGCGGCGGCGACUUCCACUUCUUCUACGAGGGCGAGCUGCCGAGGCAGAGGCUGGGCGGCGCAGCGGAGGCCGCGAGGCGGCGGCUGGAGGCCGGCGGCGGCACCUGGGACGACGUGAGGGCAGCCGUGGCCGGCGGCUGGCAGGGCGACGCCGCGGAGGCGCUGCUCGCGGGGCUGUCGCGGGGGUCGCGGCGCAGCUGCGCCCUGCUGGUCGGCUGGAGCUUCGCGCCGGAGCUGCACGGCAUGGUGCGUGAGGGCGCCGGGGCGCCCACCGCGCUGCUCUUCGGCUGGGGGGGCGCGUCGCUGCGGCAGCUGGAGCCGCCCCGGCUGUGGUGGCGCCAGCGCGGGUUCAGCACGCUGGCCACAACGGGGUGCCCGAGGCGGCUCAGCGAACAGGUCAGGGAGGUGAUCGGGUUCCUGGGUCACGACGGCCCAGUGGUCGUCCACGCUUUCUCGAACACGGGGCUCUACAUGCUGCAGGCUUUCUGCCAGGAGUGGAAGGGCAGGAUCGACGGUGUGGUGGUUGACUCUGCUCCGGGCUUUUUGAGCACAGGCUUCCUGAGGCAGGUCUUCAACGGCUGCAUCCGCUCCCUCUGCCAGCUGCACAGCGUGUCGAUCAGCACCGAGGCGGACAAGGCCCUGGUCGGGAUCCAGCCGACGUACCCCCUCGAGGAGGGAGACGUGCUCGAGUUCACUGAUCCCGAUGGCUCGUCUGGCGUGGGCCAUGCAGUGAUCCAGCCAGACGGCGAGGUGUUAGGAUGGCUCGUACACGACCAAGGCGAGCACUCUCGCGUGGAUCGGGGAGCGGUGGAGGCUGCGCUUGGCGGCCCAGUGGACGGCCCUCUCUCUAUGCAGCAAGCCCUGAAGCUCAAGGCGUUCCAGGUUGUUCCGACCAGCUACCCAGAUUUCACCGACCUGUUCCUGAACUAUGGAAUGCCUGCGCUGUUUCUUUAUUCCACACAUGACUACCUGAUAAAGGCGAAGGCGAUCAAGGACUACAUCGGCACGUUCACCAAAGCAGGGCAGGCCACCAGCGUUUGUUUCGAAAGAUCUGGACACGUCGAGCACUUCGCUAAGCACCGAGAGCGCUACACAGAGGAGCUCGGGCGAUUCGUGGACGGCCUGCGGCUCUCGUGAGGUCGCGAGAUUGUUCGUGCAGCUUUGGGGUGUGAACACAUCGAUCCAGGACGCUUUGCAAGCGCUCGGCCGCGAUGCCUGACGCAUCCUGCGGACUUGCCAGCGCCCGGAGAUUUCUACGUCAAGGCAGAAGCGCCCACGUGCCUCGUCGGAGGCGAGGGAGGCGCCCAGGAUGCAGGAGAAAUGGGGAGGGACGCCGAGGACGUGUAGGAGCACAUUCACACCGAAUGUGGCUUCCACACGGCCCGCUAGGUUUUUGCUCCCGCAUGGGAUCGGUGGGCGUGGCGCUGCGCCGGGUGCGUCGCGCGCGGACGGCCUGCCAGUAGACCGGGUCCUUGCGGCGCCUGCGGUCAUCCGCGCCCGACGCGAGGAAAACAUACUCGGCUUCGAGGUGCGGCGGGCUGGCUGUCCACGCCCUUUCCUAGAGGUGGUAGUCCGGCAAGCUGCGCCUGGGAACGCAGGCGUGCUGGCUGCAGCCGCAGCGCAACACGAGGGCGUCAUAAGCAUCGCGUCCGAGGCCGACAAGCAGAGGCGUUAGCCUGAGGGCCGCUGCCCCUGGCCAGCGCUGCCGCUGGCGCUGAAAACCAGGGGCCCCGCAUAGUGCACACUACCCUCGGAAGCCCGCACGGUGGCGGAUGUACCGUGCUUGGUGGCACAAGCAACAGUCAACCUUUAUUCCCCACGCAACUCCGGUGGCAGUUCUUCCACCGGUCGAAGCGGUCUUCGUGUCUGCCGGUUGCAUCACGGCAGCCGUCGCAGAGGCUUGCUUCGCGAGGCUGGCGUUCUCGGCUUGGGACAAGUGCGCCCUCAGAGAAUUGUUUUGUUGUUUGUCCGCCUUGGCUUUCCUUAUUGAUCCAGGCUCAUAGCAAGAAGCUCAUCCUGCUGAACCCUGAGCACAUGCUUCUCACUGAGUUUCAUCUCGUGCGUUCCUCUCGCCCCUGCCAGUUCUACCUCACGACUCCAGGCGAUUGCUGUCUCGACCACUCGAGCAGCUUCCUCGGCGUCCCUCAUUCAGUAUGCCAACGCAUUAUUCUCGACAUCCCUCGAGCGACACUCGGCGCUCAGGCGAGCUUCCGUCUCUUGUCUUGCCGCAGCGUUUGCUCUUUCCCGGGCUGCCUUCAGCUCAGCCCUAAUGUUUUUCUCCUCAGCCAGUCCAUGGAGACUAGACUUUAUAUGGCAUAUCUGUCAUUCGGACCAGACUUGCAUUCAAGCCAAGCCGAUUGUUGGUCCCUACUUCUGAACAGCUUCUCGUACGGCUUGUCUCAUGGCGAAACAGUUGUGUCCCGUUUGCCCAAUGCACUCGCCACAUCUGGAAUUGAUGCUACCUUGCUUGCUGGUCCCAGAGCAUUCUUUACACACUGGCCCAUUGCAGUCACCCGAUGCUCCUGGACAACGAUGUUCGGCAAGGUCGGAGCAGCGGUCCGCAGGGUUCCAGCAUCUCUCUCCAACUGACAUUCGGCUCGCAUUUGACGCUCAGGACCUGGCGACAGACGCCAUCCUCCUGGUUCCCGCACUGAAGAACACAUGUCGUCCCUCGAUCUCAGCCCCUUCCCAGAGCUUCGCACCGAGGAUCGCGAAGGGUCCCUGCCACACUGCCGCGAUCUCCGAGGGCGGAGGGCAGGUGCGGCCUCGCGUCGCGUGGGCCAUCUACUUCCUGCGGUCUGCCGCGGCGAAAAGUUUUGGUAGAAGGCGGCACGGGACCGGAGGCAAUGCCACCGUGACCCGCGCUCGACAUUGGGAUUCCGCGGGCCAUCUCUUCUUCAUAACCCACCGUAGUAUCCUCGGGCCUGGGCGUCUGUGACGGGACCUGCCGAUGUUUCUUCGCCCCGACAGGGUCUUCACGGUUCAUCGUCUUCUCUCAUCCUUCUCGAAUGGAAGGAGUUUGUUUUUGAGUUGGCAUUCCCCGCACCAGCACGAGGAAGUUAUCCUUCACGCUUGGGACCAAGG